Molecule: messenger RNA, 1115 nt
Organism: Quercus robur (English oak)
Lineage: Eukaryota; Viridiplantae; Streptophyta; Magnoliopsida; Fagales; Fagaceae
Product: transcription factor HEC3-like
Exons: 1
Coding region: 96-782 (228 amino acids)
Biological process (GO): regulation of DNA-templated transcription
Molecular function (GO): protein dimerization activity; DNA-binding transcription factor activity
Source: RefSeq, a predicted model, not a curated record
UUAUGUGUCAUAACUUAUAUAAUUAGUCAGAACCAAGAACCCUCUCUCUCUCUCUCUCUCUCUCUCUCUACUGAAAAAGAGAACCCUCUUACGCCAUGGACAACAUAAACCACCAUAAUAAGCUCAUAGACAACAGUUGGAAUCUUGACCUUGCUAUAGAAGAACCCAUCCACCAUCAACACCAAAUUUCCUUUGAUUCCUUUUGGCCAAACCACUCUCUUCAAACCCAUCAAUUCCAAUCCUCAUCAUCAUCCAACCAUAUUAUUCCCACUACAAAUAAUGUAUUUUCUGAUCCCGUUGGGAGCCAAAUGGAAGUAGAACUAGAAGAAGAAGAAGAAGAGCUCGGAGCCAUGAAGGAAAUGAUGUACAAGAUUGCAGCUAUGCAGCCAGUGGACAUUGAUCCAGCCACAAUCCGAAAGCCAAAAAGGCGAAACGUUCGGAUUAGUGAUGAUCCUCAGAGCGUGGCCGCGCGUCACAGAAGGGAAAGGAUAAGCGAGAAAAUUCGAAUCCUUCAAAGACUUGUCCCAGGUGGUACUAAAAUGGACACAGCUUCUAUGUUAGAUGAAGCAAUUCGCUAUGUCAAGUUCUUGAAGAAACAAAUCCGUUUGUUACAAUCAACUCAGAAUCCACAAUGCAUGGAAGCUCCUAUGGGAAACUUAGUCCAUGGAGUUUGGCCAUUUACACUCAAUAAACCUCAUGGCUCUACUUCCAUGGACCCUCAAGCCGGAACUACAGGAUUCACCUAUAUAAACAAAGGGAGCAACCAGCUGGGAGAAACCUAGCUGCUAGCUAGCUUGGCAUUAAGAGGUAAUUAGCUAGUGAUUAGUGGCUAAUGAUUGUGUUCUAAUUGUAAUAAGGAAGUGUGCAUAUGGUGAUGAAUUUUGUGUAAAAAAGAAAGUGAUAUAUAAUUUUAGGGUCAUGUGGAGAACAAAAGUUGUUAGGAUAUUGUUGACUAAAGGCUGUGGAAUAAUCAUAACAGUUAGCUAGACUUACGUACAACCAUUUAUAUAAUAUAGAAUAAGGCCUAUGGAGUGUGAAAGUUGGCCGGAAAGUUUGUUUGGCAGACUCUCUUCCGGGAAUAAAACAGUGACGUUAAAUACAAUUGAAUAUGAUUA